CACCGCCACAAACAGCCAAGCCACUAAUCAGAGUCCGGGAGCCACUGGCAGAGAGGGCACGGCCCCACACUGCCCCAGAGACGCAUAGGAGCCAGGCAAACACCAGGGCGAGUGAGCUCGGGCCAUCUGCUGCCUGCCUGUGGAAGGAGCGCUCGCCAGCCUCACCUGGCCCGAGAAGGUCCAUCUCUGCCUCCGCUGGGGCUGCCUCAUUCUGACUCCAGUAAGUGCUGCUGCUUCCACCUGGGGUUUUUCCACUGCUCUAUUCAGUAACCCGGCCACUCCUGUCCCUGUGGGAAACUCCUGCUGCCAGGAACUCCCAGCUGUGUGCUCUCCUAGACAAAAAAGUUCCUUCUUCCUGAGCCCUCCACUCACCAUCCAAGAUGUGGUCAAAGGUCUGUGCUGAGCGGAAACCCCAAGGCCUCUGCUCCUAGGGCAGCCUCCCCAGCUGCUGGCACUCACUGCCCCAGCAGGGACCGCAUGCAACCUGGCUGCUCCUGAACACCUGUCUGCGGGCUCCCCUGGGCCCCAUGGAGACCUGGCGGAAAGGCUCCUUCCGCAACGCCUCCUUCUUCAAGCGGCUGAGCCUGGGGCGGCCACGGCGGCUCCGGCGACAGGGCAGUGUGCUUAGCCAGGCCAGCACAGCGGGUGGGGACCACGAGGAGUAUAGCAACCGAGAAGUCAUCCGGGAGCUACGAGGGAGGCCAGAUGGCCGGCGCCUGCCACUGUGGGGGGACGAGCAGCCCCGGGCCACCCUGCUGGCCCCACCCAAGCCCCCACGCCUCUACCGAGAGAGCUCAAGCUGCCCCAACAUCCUGGAGCCCCCACCUGCCUACACAGCAGCCUACUCUGCCGCCCUGCCAUCGGCGCUCUCCCUGUCGAGCGCCCUCCACCAGCACUCAGAGAAGGGCCUUGUGGACACUCCCUGCUUCCAGAGGACACCUGCCCCAGACCUCAGUGAUCCCUUCCUCUCCUUCAAAGUGGACCUGGGGAUUUCACUUCUUGAGGAAGUUCUGCAGAUGCUAAGGGAGCAGUUUCCCAGCGAGCCCAGCUUCUGAAUGGGGUGAGGGUGGGCAAAGCCGGGGUGACUGGAAGAGCCAGAGGCUGGGGAUUAAGGAAAGGGCAGGGACAGGACUCCAGGCCCAUCGCUGGAGGGUUCAGGCAGGCAGAGCUCCUCCAUCCUGGGGGAGGAUUCCAGGAUAGGAAUCCAGGGCUCUGCCUGCUCUCUGGGUCCUGAAGCGUCCUCCCAGGCACCCCAGAGUGGAGGGACAGAGGCAAGCUGGAAAUGUUGAGGAGGGGGGCCCCUUCCUGGCAGGACCCCUGAAGGAAGCUGGCUAUUCUGGGAAAGGGAGGCUAUGUGUGGCAACCACAGGAACCAGGUAGAGACUGGCAGAGCCAGCAGGUGGCACGGGGUCAGAUCAGGGAGUGGGAGGACACAGACUGGGCAGAAGAGAUGAGUGCCCUGUGCCAGCCUCUUUGGAAGCCAGCGUCAACAGAGAGAGGUCACAGGACAAGCCUGGGUAAAAGCAGUCCAACCCUGGCGGAAGAGGAAAGUGGGAAGGCCCAGGAAGAAAGGGGAGAAAGGCCUGACCCUGUCUAAUCUGGUGGCCACUCACUGCAUGACACCGAAUUGAAAUUAAAUAACAAUUCAGUUCCUCACUUGCACCAUUAUUCCAGAUUCCACAUUCCAAACGGCUGGUGGCCACACAUGAUUAAUGGCUGCCACACUGGUUGGUGCAGAAUGGACGCGAACAUCGCUGCACAAAGUUCUACUGGACAGCGCUGGCUAGACCGUGGCCUGGAGCCACCAGCAAAGGGGAGACGCAUACAGGGGCUGGCCACAUAGGAAGAGAUAGGUAGAGAUAGUGUAACUUAGGAAAAGACUAGGCCAAUCCUUAGCAGAAAUGAGGAUGUGGUUCAGUCUGCCAACACAGCUACCUGGAGCAAUCCCUGGUGAAGGCAGCUCUAGAGAAUGCCAGCCAAAGGCACGCGCACGGCUUACAAAGGGGUGCUUUGGGGAAUUCCCAGAAUUAUUAGUGUGGGAGCCCUGGCAGAUUUCCUUCCUUGAAGAGAGGAGAACUGGAUCCAGGGAUGGGCAUUCAACGGCGAAGCAGCACAGCUGGUCUCCAGACCUGUCUCCCAGGAUUAGAGAGUUCUGCCGCCUGAACCCUCUGACGAUGUGCCUGCCAACCAGGCCAAGCCCACCGGGUCAAAGCCACAGCACAGGCUGCGCUAUGGCCCCACCCCAUGGCCUCACCAGAACACAGAAACCAGAGCCCAGCAGCACUGGCAGGGCUGUGUGUUGGUGGCCCCCAGGCCUCACUAAGAGUAGCAAAGGGGAGAGGAAGCUCUGACACUCACCAUUUCUACAACCCAAAUCGGCGGCCUCCCUCUCUCCUCUUGUGUAUAGGCACCGAGCUGUGGCUACAGCAGAGAAUGAAUAAACUUCUAACACAA
This is a messenger RNA of Mandrillus leucophaeus (drill), 2454 nucleotides long. Its product is annotated as chromosome unknown open reading frame, human C15orf62. The transcript has a single exon. Lineage: Eukaryota; Metazoa; Chordata; Mammalia; Primates; Cercopithecidae. The record is from RefSeq and is a predicted model, not a curated record. Bases 528 to 1055 code for a protein of 175 amino acids.